Molecule: messenger RNA, 531 nt
Organism: Staurois parvus
Lineage: Eukaryota; Metazoa; Chordata; Amphibia; Anura; Ranidae
Source: the annotation of a GenBank genome assembly
GGCUGGGCAGCGGGCAGAGGCACGUCAGGCUGGGCAGUGGGCACCGGCCCAUCAGGCACCGAGUCAACUGGCAUGACAGUGGGCACCGAGUCAACUGGCACGACAGCGGGCACCGAGUCACCAAGCUCGACAGCGGGCACCGAGUCAUCUGGCACGACAGCGGGCACCGAGUCAUCUGGCACGACAGCGGGCACCGAGUCAUCUGGCACGACAGCGGGCACCGAGUCAUCUAGCCAGUCCACGGGCACCGAGGCACCGGGCUGGACCACGGGCACCGAGGCACGGGGCCGGGCCACGGGCACCGAGGCACUGGGCCGGACCACGGGCACCGAGGCACCAGGCCGGACCACGGGCACCGAGGCACCAGGCUGGAUCGGGUCAUCAGGCUGGAUCGGGCCAUCAGGCUGGGUAGCAGGCACCAGGUCAUCAGGCUGGAUUGGGUCAUCAGGCUGGAUCGGGUCAUCAGGCUGGAUCGGGUCAUCAGGCUGGAUCACGAACACCGGGUCAUCAGGCUGGAUCGGGUCAUCAGGU